AUGUUGACAUCUUGGGUGAAUUCGUGGUGGAAACCAAGCCAAAACCAGCAUUUUCGAGGUCACCGAGGCAUGAACGAUGUGUCUAGCGUUUGGGAGAGCAUCAGGGAGGAGCAAGAGUCCGCUGUGGACGCUGUGGACGCGGUGAGCGACAGUUUUGACGGCUACGACGACGACGACGAUCUUGAGUCCCUCAGCUCGCUGGACUACCACGAAAACCUGCUUUCCGCGCAGCAGCAGUGGCAGGAGUCGCUCGAACAGCUCAGCCAGGUGUUCAAUUGGGUCCUGCUGCCUCUGGUUGGCAAAUACCUGGGACGUCGCACGGCUCUGGCCGCGUGGAAACGCGUUCUCCAGUACGUGUGGAGGACGAGCUAG
Molecule: messenger RNA, 372 nt
Organism: Lachancea meyersii CBS 8951
Lineage: Eukaryota; Fungi; Ascomycota; Saccharomycetes; Saccharomycetales; Saccharomycetaceae
Source: the annotation of a GenBank genome assembly